CAACAAAUUAAAACCCACCCCUUUAUAUUUUCAGUCCCCUUUGAAGCAAACCAUACAUGGCUUCCAUUUCCAGCCUCCUCCUCCUAAGCCUUCCUCUCAUGUUUCUCUUCUUCACACACAAUCAGGCGGCCUCUAGUACGGAAGCGGCGGCGACAUCGUCGGAGCUGUACGGCACCACCGAAGGCACCCUCCAACCGCAAGAAUGCGGAGGGCGGUGCACGGCGCGGUGCUCGGCGACGGCGUUCAAGAAGCCGUGUAUGUUCUUCUGCAAAAAGUGCUGCGCGACGUGCUUGUGCGUGCCUCCGGGCACCUACGGGAACAAGCAGAUGUGCCCUUGCUAUAACAAUUGGAAGACCAAGCGCGGCGGCCCAAAAUGCCCUUGAUUUUAUUUCUUUGUUUAAUUAAUCACUUAAUUAAGUAGUUUUCUUUUGGAUCUGCUUUCCGUUUUGAUUCUUCUGUCUGUCAAUACGGUGCGUUUUAUUCGAAGAGGAUUACUUUAUUUUUAUUACUUGUUGAAACCAUUUAAAUUCCAAUUCCAUGUAAUUUUAACCAACAAUACAAAUGAAUUAUAGUUUCGAUUCCA
Momordica charantia (bitter melon) is the source of this 583-nucleotide messenger RNA. RefSeq names its product protein GAST1. The record is from RefSeq and is a predicted model, not a curated record. NCBI's taxonomy places the organism in Eukaryota, Viridiplantae, Streptophyta, Magnoliopsida, Cucurbitales, Cucurbitaceae.